CGGAGUAUUCAAUGCAACGUGACCGCCGGUCAUGUGACCCACAGCGGUGCUCACGAUCGGAUUCAAGACCAAGUCCGAACAGCUGAGUAAGCCUCAGAGAGGGAUUUAACAUUCGAAAUAUAGCAGUGUCCCAUCAUGCCUACAAACCCGCUCUUACCAAAAUCUAUAGCAGGCGUUUCUAGGGAGCCCGAACCGAAAAUUCGCGGUGCAAACAGGUCCACGAAAGUCGCUGGCAAACUUAAGGUCCUACCGGACCAACCAACAUCGUCUACCCAAGGCAAACCCCUACCACGUCCAGAUGCUGAGGAAAGUCUGGGUACAACAGGAGAUACGGAUGACGGAGAUGACGAGGACGAGGACGAGUCAGAUGAUGACGAAGACGAGGACGUCGAAGUACGGCUACGUCAAAUCUCCCAAAUUCCGCAGGGAACGGCACGAAGAGAUGCACUGAGGCUGACAAAGAAAAAGGCAAAGUCACUACCUCGCGUAACAGCAUAUGCAACAGCAAGUUCCUAUCGUUUGCAUGAACUUUCGAAGUUUUUCAAUGCCCGGAGGGCAUCCUAUCUUGCAGACCCCAAGAUUAUCGACGAAGUUUUGUAUACUCCUUAUGCAUAUGAACCCCAAGAAGCAAAUGCGAAAUCUCUGCCAGCGAGUGGGGAUUUGUUAGGAAUCCCGGGAUUGAAUCCCCUGAUCUCUGAAGCGGAGGACAAUGGACUCCCCUCUAAUCGCAAGAAGAUUAGCAAAUUUCACACUAUUCCAACCGAAGCCGAAAUUUUUAUUUUCGCCUACGGAACAGUCGUCAUAUGGGGAAUGAGUGAAGCCCAAGAGAAACGUUUCUUGUCCUCCAUCAAGCGUUUUGAAGUUGAAAGAUUGGCACCAGACAGCGUUGAAAUGGAGGAUCUGAAUUAUUACUAUGCUAACUACAGUCGUAUAUACAAUGAUGUCAUCACCUUGCGCAAGGGAUCUAGUUACAUGACAAAGCUCUCUCUAUCACACGCACUAUCUCAGUCCGUCAAGAUAUCCUUGUUCGAAGAGCUUAUCUCGAAUACCAUCGAAGACACGAAAGAUAUACCCGAAACUCUGUCAGAGACGGGGAAAAUCGGCAUGCCUCAUAAAGAAAUCAUGCGCAAAACCGGGGAAUUAUUCAUAUUACGGACUAACAUUAACUCUGUAGGCUCUGUCUUAGACUCUCCGGAAGUAUUCUGGAGCUUUCCCGAUCUCCAACCGUUGUACGAUGCCGCGCGUAGUUAUCUGGAGAUUCCUCAGCGAAUAAAUCUCCUAAAUACACGAGUCGAGGUUCUUCAAGAUAUGCUCCAACUUCUCAAGGAGUCAGUAUCCAGUAGGCAUGCAGAACGACUUGAGCAGAUUGUCGUUGCUCUUAUUGGGAUCGAAAUUGUACUUGGCAUUAUCACCAUUCUCGUAGAUCUUAUGGCUUGAUUUAUUGCAUUCCAUUCAUAUACCUCGCAUGCUCAAGUACGGCGCAAACUGUAUUCUGCAUUUAUAGAAGGCAAACUUUGCCCCUCGCUGAGUCUCAAGUCAUUUUCCAUGGUGGCAUUGGCGACCAUCCUAGAUUUGCAAUUCUUACGGCAAAUCAGAUUACAUUUAUCGGUGCUGGCAAUAUGAGCAAUCACUUAGCCAUACUGCUGGCUAGUACGGG
Suillus subaureus is the source of this 1657-nucleotide messenger RNA. RefSeq lists its product as uncharacterized. The transcript has 12 exons. The coding region runs from base 136 to 1437 and encodes 433 amino acids. NCBI's taxonomy places the organism in Eukaryota, Fungi, Basidiomycota, Agaricomycetes, Boletales, Suillaceae. The record is from RefSeq and is a predicted model, not a curated record.